UGUAACACCAAAAAGGAAAUCAAGAUGAAACAAGAACAAGUUUAGCCAACUCGCACAAAAAUCUCAAAGAAUUCCAAGUGAAUUCUGUGGAGGCCUAUCACAACAGUCAGACUCGGAGUUAAUUGAGAACUGUAUGAACAGUGUCAAGAUGCUGUUUUCAAAGAUGAAGGAUUCAGUCUUGGAUCUACUUACCCCAUCCUGGUUGUCAGAUUUCUUGGCUGAUCUGCACAUAAGCUCUCAAACUAAUACUGAUACAGAAAGAAGUGUUCUCAAGACAGAGGUAAAAUCUUCUGUCAGCGAGCAACAAUCAAAUGGAAUACAAGGUAUACAGGGUCAGCAAGUUGGAGAUGGGACAUUGUUUCUCCAGGGUGAAGGGUCAAGGCCGCCAGACUUUGAUUUGACAAGUCGGGAUGAACUACAUGGUCAAGGCCAGAUGAUGUCAAUACUCAACCAGGAGGAGGUCUUCUCGGCACAUGGGUCUGUGUACAGGUCACCUCAGCUGUCACAAGACCCAGGUAAAUUUAUGAUGGCAGAUGGUCAACAUCUUGGGGAAGGCAAAUUAAAGUCAGUUGGCAGCAGUUCAUCUGUCUUCCAGGGUUUAUCAGGACACAGAUACUCAAGAAACAAAAGAAAGUACUUUGAAUAUAAAGGAAACACCUCUCCAUGGAAAAAACAGAAAACACACAGGCAGAAAUUGUAUGAUGUAACGCAAGGAAGACGGGUUAGAGAUGAUUUGCCAUAUAGAGAAUCAGCUAGACUUGUGUUAGAUGACAGUACUUCCAGAAAUACUCUGAUGUUAUCUUCUUUUCACAGUGAUAUGGUGGAAAAGUUAAGUGUGAAAGCUAAACCCAGUCAUCUCGGGGACAGAGUUGUUACUGAUGCAGCCUCAAGAAGAAUUCUGGAUGUCAUUGAGGAAUACCAUAAACCUCUUUAUAUGAUUAUACCAGACCUUCAGACAGACUCAUCAGCUCCCAAGUUGAAAUACUUCAUACCAACUUUAUCACAAGUGAAAAAACCAGUAGCUUCUACCAGCCAGACCACACUGAGUACAGGAACAUGUGCCAUUAUCAGUCAGUCAUCGGUGAAUACAGAAACAUCUGUCAGUCAGUCGUCAGUGAAUACAGAAACAUCUGUCAGUCAGUUGUCAGUGAAUACAGGAACAUUUAUCAGUCAGUCACCAGUGACUACAAGAACAUUGAAAGACGUCAAGCUUGAUGCAGUGCAGGAGGGUCCCAACUUACAGUCAAACAAAGCAGUGUCAACGGAAAGCAGUGGUGUUAGUCCAAAAUCUGUUGUCAAGGAAACAGAAGCUUCUGUCCUGACCUCCACAUCUGCAGUAUUCAAGUUCCUAGCUCAACCAUCAGUUCCCAUGUCUACAACGAAAUCUGAUCUUGGAACCAGCUCUGAUCUUGGAACCAACUCUGAUCUUGGAAUCAGCUCAUCCUACAGCUUUACCUCACCAUAUGAAAGUGAAUUUGAGUCAUUUGUCCACAGGAGAGACGAUACCACAUCCUCUCAGUCAUUAAGAGAAGCUAGCUCCCACUCAACCAGUUUACACCAAAUAGACAACCAGUUUUUGUCAGCUACUGGACUAGCUGUUGGACUUGGUUCUAAUAUGACACAGCCCUCUAGUAGUGAGUUUAUAGGUAACUCCAGUAUAACAACUCCCAGUUUUAGAUUUGACUCCCCAGCUAGCUUUGUUGGCCAAUCUGUGAUAAUGAAAGAUUCAGCGCCUACAACCUCGAGUGGCUUCACAUCAACUUCAAGUUCCACUUCAAGCACAGCAGUCGUCUCCACAAGUCAGGGUUUAAACUUUGGUUCUGCACUCAGUUCAUACAGUCCGACAUUACCAACAUCAGCAUUUAAAUUCAGCAAUAAUGCUUCUGUAACAGAUCAAAAAUUUCAGUUUGAUACACAUCAUUCCAGUUCCGCAUCUUUUAAAUCAAAGUCAAGAUCAGCAGCAGACAGUAUCCCCUCAAAGCUUCAAAGCAAAGAAUUUGACAGGUCAGAAUUUCUAGCUGAAAUGAAAUGGUCUGCAAUGUCAAACACCAGUGCUUGUAGUAGUUCUUUCUCCACUCAAGGUGCAAAUGCAUCAUCCAAUGCAGCAAUUGUUUCCAUUUCUUCAGCUUCUUUACCAAAUUCAAGAAGUGCAUGGUCCAGUGCAGCAGUUGGUUCCACUGCACCAGCUUCUUCAACUAAUUCUGGAAGUGCAUCUUUGUUUGAUUCCAAGUCAAGUGUUGUAUUAAGUACCAGUAGUUCAGCAACUCCGGGUUUUAAAUUUAACUUUGUUACAACAAGUUCAACACUUGUGACGAACUCGAGGUCAGAAACAACACUUUCUAGCACCAAUAAUUCCAAAACUUCCACAUCAUCUGUGUCACCAAGCUCUAAUUCAGUACAUGGAACAUUGAUUUCUGAAUUUUCUUUUACAACCUCAGUAUUUUCACUUGAUUCAAAAUUAAUCUCCACAAGUCCAUCAGCAGAUUCAGCAAAGAUGUAUGGGACAACUCCUGGGGUGAAUGAGUCAGCAUCAGAGAUGGGCAUGAGUUCAAGCAGCAACAGUGUUGUCAGCAGGGACAUUCCAAGAUACGAGGACAUCAAUAGCAAUGCUUCAUUUCCAGCUGUGGGGUUCGGUCAGUCAUUCCAUCAACAAUACAGUCCAAAUGUUUCUGGUUAGAAGACAACAGACGCUAAAGAAUUCACUAGCAAUGUUCCCACUAUCAGUCCAGCUGUUGGUGAUACACCUCCAUUUGGUGCAGGGGACAUCACAGGCAAGCAAGCAGCAUCAACUGUAUCAGACACACAGUACAGGUCUCGAGAUCAGCUUAUCCCGAAAAUCAUUGGCCAGGGAGAUGCUGUCGUAACAAGUUCUCUAGAGAAGUUUCCAAAAGGAUCUUGGGCAUUUCGUAGCCAGCAAGUUAACUAUUUAAUAGACCAUGCUAGCUGUCAAGUUUCAAAGAACAAUACCACAAAUCUUGACAAUAGUCUGGAAGCAUUUGCUGGACUUCCAGUUAAACCAGGUAGUGAAACAUUGAAAGAAAAAUGUAAAAAUAAAGAAUUGAUCAGAAAGAAGAAAAUCAAAAGACUUCCUGAAGUU
This is a messenger RNA of Mercenaria mercenaria, 3097 nucleotides long. RefSeq lists its product as uncharacterized. The coding region runs from base 134 to 2677 and encodes 847 amino acids. The transcript is spliced from 11 exons. NCBI's taxonomy places the organism in Eukaryota, Metazoa, Mollusca, Bivalvia, Venerida, Veneridae. The record is from RefSeq and is a predicted model, not a curated record.